GGCAAUCAAAUGGAAUUACAGAUCUACAGAAAGAGGAAUACAAAUCUUGGGUGUUUUCUAAGCUAAUACCGUGGGCCAAGUUUGAUUUUUUUAGGCGUGAGCCGGAAAAACAGAGUCGAGUUGAUGCCAUCAUCACCGGUAGUUACCCUUCCACCCACGUAAGCACGGUCAUCACAAAAUUUCUCAAUUUGACAAAGACUGGGAACGAGCUUAAACUCAACUUAAGCGAACUUUCUCUCUCCGUGGAUAUGCUCAAACAACUUGUGCAGUAUAACUCGAUAAAAAACAACAGCGCGAUCGGCGCAACAUCGGACCAACAAAACAUCGUGAGAGUGGCAAGUAAUUUACUGGAUGAGGAAAAUACAAAAACAUGGUUGCUGUUGCAGGAGAAAAGGGGAAACAUCACUGACAUACUUCUGAAGACUAUGGACGACUUUGCUUUUCAAGUGAACAGUAACCUUGGUAACUCAACUAAUAAAUCGGAGUUAUUAUCAAGAAACAUCGCUCUUAGAGUUGAUCGCUGGAACCCAAAACAUGAGUUGAAGGUUGACUUCGCUCAAUAUGGCGCAACAAUCCUUGUUCCUGGCUCAGCGAUCUCGGACACAGUGGAAACUUGCAUGUCCACCAUUGCCUACAGAACACUUGAAAAUGUCCUUAGGCUUCCAGUAGAUGGACCCAGUAAUAAUCAGAGCGCCGGAGGUAGGCUUCGGAGGAGUGGCACAAGCAUUGUUUCUUUCACUAUUCAUGAUGUGUAUCUGGUUCGCUGA
Pocillopora verrucosa is the source of this 767-nucleotide messenger RNA. Lineage: Eukaryota; Metazoa; Cnidaria; Anthozoa; Scleractinia; Pocilloporidae. The record is from RefSeq and is a predicted model, not a curated record.